AACCGUUUUAUCGGUGGUUACAUGGGAUAACAUGAUUACCGGGGAUAGUUGCCCUGGGGCCUCUGUGUCAAAUUUGUGAGUCUGUCCUAUCCCUGUUGCCUCACACCUAUUGGCCUGGCUGCUUAUUUAACUGAGCCCUCUCAUUCAGCUCUGCACCCCUUCACACUGUUCCCCUGCAGUUUUUUCUUAGUGUUCUUUCCUUCCCUCAUGGCAGAUGUGAUCUUCUCCCUCGCAGCCCUGAAAGCCUUCAUUUUCCUGGUUGUGGGAAACGCAUACAGUGAGCAGCCUGCUGCUGAGACCCCCUGGGAGGAAUCAAGGCAUUGAAUAAACUAUUCGUUGUUCCUGAGGUAUAAAAAUGGUCAACAAGACAAUAGUUGUGGCACUGACUGUGCUGCUUUUGGCAUCUGUCUGUACUUUUGUGGGCGUCUUCUUCGGUGUGGAGAGAAGAGGGCGUCAGGGUGAGCAUGUGUACUUGAAGGCGGCUGUGGCAGCAGAUGCCGGGCCUUGUUCAGAGGUCGGCAGAGACAUACUGAUGAAGGGGGGGUCUGCAGUUGAUGCCUCUAUAGCUGCUUUGCUGUGUGUUGGACUAAUGAACGUUCAAAGUAUGGGCAUCGGAGGAGGACUUUUCAUUAACAUCUAUGACGCAAAAAGUGGGUUGACUGAGACCAUCGAUGCCAGGGAGACGGCACCACGCAAUGCAACGGAGAAUAUGUUUGGGAACAAUACAGAUUUAUCCCGGAAAGGAGGGUUGUCUGUUGCUGUACCAGGGGAAAUUCGAGGUUAUGAGAUGGCACACAAUCGACAUGGCAAGCUGCCAUGGAAAGACUUAUUCCAGCCGAGCAUUGAUCUCGCAGAAAAAGGUUUUCCUGUGGGCAGAGCACUUGCCUCUUCUCUGUCCAGAUACAGGACAACCAUCCGCAAUGACGCAGCCCUAUGUGAAGUGUUUUGUGGGGAAAAUGGUGAUAUACUAAAAGAAAACGACACCAUCACUUUUCCCAAGCUUGCAGAAACCUACAGGAAAAUAGCAGAAGAGGGUGCAGGUGCCUUUUACGAGGGACCGCUGGCUCAGAACCUUGUGACAGAUAUUCAGGCAGCAGGCGGUAUCAUCACAAUGGAGGAUCUGAAGGAUUAUGUGCCUGUCUUGGAUUUGAACCCUUUAAGGGUGAGUGUGGGGGAGUACACCAUGGUUGUUCCCAAUGCCCCCGCCAGCGGCCCUGUACUCUCACUGAUAUUAAACAUCUUGAAAGGGUAUAACUUGAGCUCAGACAGUGUGGCAAGCACAGAGAAAGAGAUCCUAACCUACCAUCGCAUCGUGGAGACUUUUCGUUUUGCUUACGCAAAGAGGAGCUUACUUGGAGAUCCAGCAUUUCUCAACAUCACAGAUUUCAUCAAAAAUAUGACUUCAGAUUUAUACGCUGAUAACCUCCGUGGAAAGAUCACUGAUGACACCACACACGAAAUGAGCUACUACGAGCCAGAGUUUGUCCUGCCUGAAAACCACGGGACCUCACACCUCUCCAUAUUAGCAGCGGAUGGAAGCGCAGUGGCCGCCACCAGUACCAUCAACCAUUUUUUGGGCUCCAAAGUCAUGUCAAGAUCAACCGGGAUACUUCUCAACAAUGAGAUGGAUGACUUCAGCUCCCCACUUCAGACAAACCACUUUGGAGUGCCUCCUUCACCAAGCAACUUCAUCAGACCAGGAAAAAGGCCAAUGUCUUCAAUGUGUCCAGCCAUCCUUUUUGACAAAAACAACAAAGUUAAGAUGGUGGUUGGUGGUUCAGGAGGAACAAAAAUCACUACUUCUGUUGCUCAGGUGAUUUUAAAAGCUCUGUUUUUCAACUACGGUCUGGAUAAAGCCGUGGCAGAGCCAAGGCUCCAUAACCAGCUGAGUCCCAACAAAACUGUGGCAGAGCCUGGCUUUGAUCAAAACAUCCUGGAUGGUUUGGUGUCAAAGAAUCACGAGGUAGAGCACCUCACAUCGUCAGGAGCUGUGGUGCAGGCUAUAGUGCGUAACGAUGACGGACUCCACGCUCAGUCAGACCCUCGCAAGUGGGCCUACGCUGCAGGGUACUGAGGCACACCUCUAAUUAUACAGAGACACUGCAGCUGUGUGAACCUUGACACCAGUGGAGCCAGAUAAGUGAUUAGAGAGUUAAUGAAGAACCAGGAGAUGUCUUGAACAAACUGUGUCCUCAUUGUUCACAACAAACAACUCGGACAGCAUUUGUGACGUUAUUGCUCAUUAUGACUUUGUGCUUCAGUCUGAAAUUGAUUCUGAAUAUUGACUCUCACGCCCAUUUGCAUUUGUGUGCCACACCAUUUUG
Molecule: messenger RNA, 2324 nt
Organism: Scatophagus argus
Lineage: Eukaryota; Metazoa; Chordata; Actinopteri; Scatophagidae
Gene: ggt1b
Product: gamma-glutamyltransferase 1b
Exons: 14
Coding region: 356-2074 (572 amino acids)
Biological process (GO): peptide modification; regulation of immune system process; glutathione catabolic process
Cellular component (GO): plasma membrane
Molecular function (GO): glutathione gamma-glutamate hydrolase
Source: RefSeq, a predicted model, not a curated record